AUGAAGUGAAAGCACAGAGUUUCCAAUCAUUUUUAGCGAGCGUGCGUUUCGAACAUUCGCGGAUUUCGCGUGCGAAAUAUCCUGCAAAUCGGUCCAAAUACUCGGUAAAAAUACUGCGAUUCGAAAGCUUACGCGACGGGGCUGCGAUUGUGCCAGCAGAUUCCUUCCGGACGGUGUUGAUUGUGACAAAAACGGCAUUGGAAAAUAGUGCUGCGGACGGGAGUAGUUCCAUUAUUUCCAUCAGUCGAGUCGAGGAGGUACGAAAUCCACGACGAAAAAGCAAACCGAGUCGAGGUAGGAUUCGGAGUUGAGGUUAGGGAAGUGUGUUCAUUUUGCUUCGUGUUCGUCGAGUGCACAACAGCUGGCUUCGGUUCGCUUUCGUGCGUGUGGUUGUUGUGUCAAAGCGGGGUGGCCGUCGGUGGUAAAUAUUUUGCUCCGUUGAUAAGCGAUAGGUUUCCGUGUGCACUGCUGAGUGGAAAAUGGCAUCACCACCUGAUCAGGUGGAAAUUUUACGCGGUCGGGAUUUAUCGCGAAUUUUCCAACUAUGGGAAGAACGGCACAGCAUUCCCGGGUACGAUCCGGAGCCGAUUGUUACGAGGUUAGCGGAGAUCUUCGAAGAGGAAACCGAGGUUUACAUGCGUAAGGAUCCAGACCCAUUCGAUGAGCGGCAUCCGUCGCGAACCGAUCCAAAUAGUGAACUGGGUCGUAUGUUGAAAACACUCUUCCGGAAGGAUCACUUUAUGACUCGAUUGGUCAACGAUUAUCUACGGGAUAACUUCUUUACCCGGCAAAAUGUGCAACAAUGUUCGCAACCGUUGAAUAUUGCAGCAUGUCGGUUGAUUUUGGUGAUUAUGCCAGGUUUGGAGACGUCGGCAGUGUUUCAAGCGGAAUUCGAUCACCUGAUUACGAGGCUGUACGGAUGGGCGGAAUCUAGUCCAGAACCGCUGCAAAGCUAUGCCACUGGGUUGUUGGGUGCGGCAAUGGAAGUACAGGAAAUUGCCGUUAGCUUUCGAGAGCAGAACAUUCGCCUCUUGCCGAUCAUGCUGAGACGGCUGCACGUGCUUCAGCUGGCUCAUAGAAAUCGUGAUCGGUUGGCGGAGGCCGGUGAGGGAAUGUCUAGCACUGCAUUUCAACGAAUGUUUCAGGGGGAGGCAGCUAUGAUUUCCCAGAAGAAUUCUUUCGAAGGUCAGAAUGAUUCGGUAGUAGUAGACGGGGAAGUGGGUGAUGGAAGUCCGGAGAGGCCUUUCGCUGAUUUGGGGCCACCGAGCACGAGCGAGAUCCCUCCGAAUGGGGUUUCUUCGGUAUCGAAUUUAAACACUCUCUUUCAGAACGAAAACAGCCAGCACACGCAGGAUGGUCAGAGUCGACAGGCGCAUCGGAACAUGAUUCCCAUCCAUCCGGCUACGAUUGCCACUAGCCAGAUGUUGAUUCUGCGUUAUCUCACGCCGAUGGGAGAGUAUCAGGAAUUUUUGCCGCACGUUUUCGAACACAAUGCCAUGAGUUUGAUUUUCCGUUACAUCGAAACUCUGGACUCCAAGGAUACGUGCUUGGCGUUUGAGGCAUUGAAAUACCUGGCAUCUCUGCUGUGUCACAAGAAGUUCUCGCUGGAGUUCAUCGCUAACGGAGGUCUGGAACGUUUGCUGAAAGUCCCUCGACCAAGUCUGGCAGCUACUGGAGUGUCCAUUGCCUUCUACUACCUGGCGUACUGCGAAGAUGCAAUGGAAAGGAUCUGUUUGAUGCCUCAGAAGAUCAUCACGGAACUGGUGACCUACGCGCUGUGGCUUCUGGGAUGCACACACGAUUCCGGACGAUGUCAUGCAACGAUGUUCUUCGGUCUAAGUUGCCAAUUUAAAACCAUGAUGGAUGAGUUCGAUAAACAAGAUGGGCUCCGUAAGCUAUACAACGUUAUUGCGGUGCUACCGAUCUUGAUGCCAGCCGAUGAGUACCACCUAAACGACGACGAAGAGUGUGCAGCACGGCAGGUGGUCCGUCACGUUUGUGUCGCAUUGAAAAAAUACUUUGAAAACCAUCUGUACUACAAGUACAAUCAGGUCACGCGGCAGCAAUGUCCCUCGGGGACGUUGGCCCAGCCAGUUUUCAAAUCGGUGAAGAAUUCGUCGGAGGUAAUUAGCGAACAGAUACGUACACUGCAGGAGCUGCUACCGAUGAAGGCUCGAUGGUCAGCGGUGGACGAGUUUCUGGAUCUCGGAGGAAUCAAUUUGCUGCUGCGAAUCAUCGCCCUGGCCUACGAGUGGAACUACAGUGGACGUUUUUGCAGUGGUGAGACGGUGCGAACUGCUUUGGAUGUGCUGAACGUGUGCUGCGUGAUUCCACGGGUACAUGCGGUGUUUUGCGAGCGGAUUGAAUUUCCCGACGAAGGUUCCGCCGCGGGUAUCAACAUCGUGCUGGGUGCAGCGGAAGGUGAAAUUGUAGCAGAUGCGGAAGUACAGAAAUCUGCGCUGGCCGUCCUGGUGCAUACGGUUUGCGCUCCGCUGCAUCGCCCCAGUGGAUCGCUGGCACGCUUCGGAUCGGCAAAGAAACGGAUGCCGAACAAGAACUCCGAAGAACUGUUGCAAAAGGUGUGGGAAAGUGUUCGUUCGAACAAUGGCAUCAUCGUGCUGCUUUCGUUGAUGUGCGUCAAGACGCCGAUCACCGAUGCGGACUGUAUUCGGGGGAUGGCCUGCCGGGCGUUGGCAGGUCUGGCGAGGUCCGAAACCGUGCAACAGAUCAUCGGAAAGCUUCCGUUGUUCGUCAACGGGCAAUUGCAAAGUUUAAUGCGUGAUCCGAUCCUCCAGGAGAAACGAGCCGAGCACGUUCAGUUCCAAAAGUACGCCUUGGAAUUGCUGGAACGCGUCUCGGGCAAGGCGAAAUCGGCCAACAAUCAACUGGAUACAUCACUGGCCGACAUUCACAAGGCGAAUGUGGUAGCCCAGACGAAGAUUCAAUUCAACGAGCAGCAACUGCUGGAGCUUAUCCACCAACAUCUGGUCGUACGCGGUCUAACGGAAACGGCUGCCACGCUAGUGCGGGAAGGUGGCAUUACCGUUCCUAAUGCUCUCCUGCAGCAGCACCAGCAGGUUGCUAGCAUAAGUAGAAAUUUGCACCACUCACCCUUUGCUUUCCGGUCACCCAAUGCGACGAUCAUUCAGCGUUCACGGAUACGAAGUAAGACGACUGAUGGUACUACAUUCAAUCACUCAAUCGCUCAAACUAAUCUUCAAGCAGCAUUGGCCGCAGCUAGCAUAGAUGGUUUAGCCCCACCUAAUGGCGGUGAACAAACGAAGGAAGAUACGGCAGGUGGUGCCGGUCAUAGUUCCGGCCAUGAAUCCCCACCAGUGGAUCCGUUCACACCCAUUAAGCUGAUUAAAAAGUCCACUGCGGGUAGUGUCAGUGCGGGAGUUGCUGCUGCUGGCAGCACUUCACACGGAGGCGUCCAGGGAACUCCCUUUUCGUCAUCAUCCAGCAGUCAUCAACGUACGCUCCAGAAGCAACUUUCGGCCACGACCGACACGGCCUCGUUCCUAGUCCCGGCUUCGACGUCUUCCAAAACAGCCACCACAGAAGUACCCGGUAAUUCCAUCUCGCUGGACACGAUCAUUACCGAGUAUCUCACCAAUCAGCAUGCUCUGUGUAAACACCCGAUGUCGACGUGUCCGCAGUUCGAUCUGUUCGCACCGCACAAGUGUCCGGAUCCGCGGCCCAACAGGGCCUCCGGAAUGAGUAUAAACUUUGCGACUAGGUUUUUCAAACGGCAUGCCGGCUACUCCUCGCGCCGCUUCGACCGGAGGUUGGUUCACUCGAACUUUUCCGCCUCGCGGGUGCUGCGACCGCAGGAUUCGGAGUUCUUCUUUACGUGUUGUGAUUUUACGCCCUGCGCCACUAAACUGAUAACCGGUUCGCACAGCGGUGAGGUCAAAAUAUUCAACCUGAGCGAUAGCAACGAAGAGUUCAGCUACUCUUGCCACGAGUCGUACGUCAAUUCCAUCAUCUGCAGCAAGGACGGCCAGUUGCUGUUGACUUCGUGCGCGUGGCGAUCGCCAAUGUCGGCGCUGUGGAACAUCGAAAACAGUCGCUUUACACAGAAGCUCACCUGGGAAGAGGAAGAGUACGUGGAAUUCCCGAACUUAAAACAGGACAAGGUUCUGGCAACCACCGGAGAGACUGCCACCAUCUACGAUAUCAACACGGGUCAGAAAGUCCUCUCGCUGGUACCGAGUAUCUACAACCAGUACACUAAAAAUCGUGCCACAUUCUGCCCAUCGGAUGAGCUGAUCCUUUCGGAUGGAGUGCUGUGGGACGUCUCGUCCGGCAAGGAGAUUCACAAGUUCGACAAGCUAAACCAAACCAUCUCCGGUGUGUUCCAUCCGAAUGGGUUGGAAAUCGUUUCCAACACCGAAGUGUGGGACCUACGGACAUUCCACCUGUUGCGAACGGUCCCAGCACUGGAUCAGUGCCACGUGAAAUUUUCCACGCAGAAUGUGAUAUACGGUAUCUGUCCGGAGGUGGAGACGGAACCGAGCGCCGACAAUGUGUGCUUCGAGUCUAGCUUUAGGGUAUUGGAUGCGUACGAUUACAGUAGCAUUUCCACGGUGGACGUCAAGCGGAACAUCUACGAUUUGGCCAUCAACCAGUACGGUUGUCAGAUUGCGAUCGUAGAAAAUCAGGGCGGCUACAAUUCGGUACAGGAAUCCGUGGUGCGCAUCUACAGCGUAGGACGGAAGAAGAACACCGAAGACGACGCCGAGGAGGAGGAAGAAGAGAUGGAGAAUUCCGAAGAUAACUCGAUGUCGGAAACGGAAUCCGUCGUAUUCCACGGCGCUCGCGGAGAAAACGGUGGUCAGCGUCGUCGGCGGAGACGGGGAAUGCGUAUCAAUGUACUCGAUGAUGAUGAUAUUUUCCAACCAGGUUCUUCUUCGUCCAGUGAGGACGAUGACGAUGAGGACAUGGAUGACAACGACGACGACGGCGAUGGGGAUGAAGACGGCGACGGCGAGGAGGACGGUGGGGCAAACAAUAACGACGACGAGGACGCGUCUUCGUGGAGCACGACCUCCGAUCUGGAGGAUUUCCUGUUGAUGUAGACUGGAUUAGGGCUAACAUGCGAUUCUAAAUUGAAUCCAGAAGAGCAGUUAGGUGGUCCCUCAUCGUCGAUGUGAUUCCCAUGCAACUGAAACGUGAGUCGUCUCCACGUACCUACCUUCAAACUGCUACUACUACUAGGUACUUGCGUUCACUUGGGUGGUAUGUCAUUGUGUAAAUAAAUGUCUAGUAGGAUAUAGGCCGGAUCACAUUGUUUUGUUACGAUCUAAAAGCUUUAAGUUUGAACGACAAAAAUACUGCUGCUAGUUCAGCACAGCACAGGAAACAGUCGAAAUCCGUAUUUAUAACUGUCAAAAGAAAUCGAAGCUAAAAACUGUAGACACUUUGUUCGUACUGUAUGUUUUUUGCUCGCAUUAUUUUUUACUCUGUUUCUGACAUUCUAUUUUUGCUCCAUUUUCUACUUACAACACGCUACUGAUUGGGCUUUUUUCCGUGAGCAAUGAUAACAGUCAUAUUCUUAUGUAACGGCGUUGAAAAUUCUAUUUGUAAAUUUAUAUUAGUUUUUAUUUGAAUAAAUUAAUUGUAUAAUAUUAGAA
Molecule: messenger RNA, 5636 nt
Organism: Ochlerotatus camptorhynchus
Lineage: Eukaryota; Metazoa; Arthropoda; Insecta; Diptera; Culicidae
Gene: mahj
Product: LisH and WD40 domain-containing protein mahjong
Exons: 7
Coding region: 480-5081 (1533 amino acids)
Biological process (GO): protein ubiquitination
Cellular component (GO): Cul4-RING E3 ubiquitin ligase complex; nucleus
Molecular function (GO): protein binding
Source: RefSeq, a predicted model, not a curated record